AUGCUAAAAUCAUCCUCACGUGUGGUGUUAUUGCGAGAGGUUGGAGCCAACCCUAAUAAUCUCAAAUUGAAUAAAAUCACCACCACCACCACCAACAAUGUCAUCCAAAGACACUACAGCUCCUCUCGCCACAUUAAAUUUCAAAACACUACAAACGUAACAACUCGGGUGUGUCACGAUGAUUUUCAAUUCGAUCAUCAUCAUCUACAAGUAUCAUCAUUGCAUGAGGUGAUCAAUUUUCAAUCUCGUUACAAGAGCGCUCCAACAAUCAGACACUAUCACUCGUCUUCUCUGUUGCUCAAUGAUGUAUCCACACCCUCCAAAUCCGAAAAAAGUCAAACGAACGACACUCAUGAUGGCAAGUCAGAAUCAUCUUUGGGUCCACAACCAUCACAACAACAACAACAACGUGAUCACCCUCCUGUACCACCUCAGCAAGAUGCAUCCGAUACUCAUCGAAUCACAUCAUCCAAUGACCCACAUCCAAGUAAGGCUCAUCACUAUCAUCAUCACCAACAACAACAUGAAUCCCAUUCAUCUCCAAAACAAACCACCACUCCGAAAUAUUCAUUCAAUUAUCAAGAUUAUCAACAAUGGAUUGGGAAGGCUUACAGUCUAAUGGAUCGCGUCAAACAAUAUUUCGAUCAAUGGUUUUAUAAAAUGUCCUAUUAUGGAAAAUUUUACUACCAAGGCCUCCGAAGCAUUGUAACAGACACCAAAAAGUAUAUGGCGUUGAAAAAGGAAAUUAACAACAACAGACCAUUUCACUUGGCAAAUAGAUCUGAAAUUCUAUUUACUACUCAAUAUUCUAUUGAGGUAUUGAAAGCCAUUCCAUUUAUUGUAUUAAUAUUUCCAUUUUCAGUUGCUUAUUACAUUAUGGCAUUUAUUUUUCCAAUUUUAUUGCCUUCACAUUUGGUUUUGCCAAGAAGAAAGGUGCAAAUUUUAAAUAAUAUCAAUAGAAUUAGAAAAGAGCAGAAAAGAUUGAUUAUUGAGAGAUUACUGCAAUUUACAAAUUUAGUGAAUAACAAAUACAUCAAAGUAGAUGAUGAGUUAAUGGAACAAUGCAACCAAUUCACAAACAUUUUGAGAAAUAUUUCUAAAUAUCAAGAUUCAAAGGCUUCUUUUAAAACUCAUCAAGAAAGAAAAGAAUUUAUUUCCAAACUGUUGAAUGACAUGAAAAAGUUGGACAGAACUAAAUUUGUAGACCAAUAUCUUAAAUUCCAUUUCAUGUCUACUACUCUUUUGGACGAUAUUUGUAGAUUUGCAUUGAUUGGAAGAUCUCAUUUGGGAGGAAUUAGUGGCGCCAUCAAGGAGGACAAUACUUCCUCAAUUUUGGGCCUUAGAAAAUACGAUCCAAACAUUUUACAACAAUUAAUAUUCAACUUUUUAGAUGUUCUUGCUUCACAUGAGCAAGCUCAAGCUCUCACUCCUAACACUGUUAAGAUGUACCAAUUGAAUAGAUUUAUCAAGCAAAUGAGAGAAGAUGAUAAAUUCAUUUUCAUGGAUGAGGAGCUGUCCAACGUGUUAAAUACGAAAGAGGAAACUCCAAUCAGAGAAUGGCUGAAAAUAUGCUAUGUGAGAGGUCUCGUCGAUGACCCAACGUGUUACGGUGGUGUGAAUACAGUGCUGAUCACAUCCGAUGAUUUGAAAAUGGCAGGAAAGCAUGCACCUCAAACCUCUACUACCACAGUAGCAAGUAUUCCACCAGAAAAAGUUCAAGAGUUAAUUUCAGAACUCAAAGAGUUGCAUGCACUCUGGUACAAAUUUACUGAGAAUAUCAAAUCUAACGAAUUACAAAUCAUCACUUGUGUCUUGUUAAAGUAA
Messenger RNA from Naegleria fowleri, 1824 nucleotides. RefSeq lists its product as uncharacterized. Lineage: Eukaryota; Heterolobosea; Eutetramitea; Acrasida; Naegleriidae. The transcript has a single exon. Bases 1 to 1824 code for a protein of 607 amino acids. The record is from RefSeq and is a predicted model, not a curated record.